Messenger RNA from Dimorphilus gyrociliatus, 889 nucleotides. Lineage: Eukaryota; Metazoa; Annelida; Polychaeta; Dinophilidae. The record is from the annotation of a GenBank genome assembly.
AAUGUGUAGUUCAUAUUUAUCUUUAGUAACAGGAUGUUACAAGGUUCAACAUUUAGGAAGGUUGAAAUCUCAAGUAUGGAAUCAUCAUCAAAAAGUGUUUUCAUUAAUACUGGAAAUUCACAAUGGAAUUGCAAGAGAGAGAAAUCAAAGAGUUAAUGUUAAUAUUUUAUAUUAUUUUAGUUAUAGCCUCUCUAAUCCUGAUAAAGCAACUUUAGAUAAAACUGAAAAUGUCUUCCCUGAAUAUGGUAUAGAUAAUAUUGUUGUAACUAAAGUUGGCUCUGCAAAUGUUGAUAUUCCGAUGUAUUUUACACCUAAUGGCGAUCCAUGGUCUUUUGCAUGGGGGGAUUCACAUUUUCAACAAAUGGUUGUGGAUUAUCCCAGUCAGAUGACUAAGUCUCUAUGUUAUGAUAUCACUGGUUCACCUGGAGAAUAUUUAUACAUUGCUGGUUUUAGUUUAAAUGGAAUACAGGUUUAUGGACAGCUUAUUGAUGAUCAUUACAUGCAUAGGAUUAUUUUCAAAUUUGAUUCUGGAAGAAUUACAAUUUCAACAAAUAAUAUCAUUUUUGACAAUGAACAACCAGUAAACUGGAUAGCUGAUUUGCAAAAAUUCACUUUUAAGUCAAAAAAAUUUGAAUAUUUGAUCACUAGAAAUCAUAUCUUUAUAAAAUCUUUAGUAUAUCCAGGGAAUAUAAUUCAAAUACAAAAGUCUAUCCACUCUUUAUCUGAAAUUCACUUGGAUGUAAGUUUUAAACUUUCACCUAAAGAUUAUAAACAAAUGGAUGGACUUAUUGGUGAUAUUGGGAAAAAAAAUUUAAUUUUCACUCAGAAGUUCAAUCUGAUGGGAAAAUUGGAUCAAAGUCUAUUUCAAUUGAUGUUGAUAACAACUUAA